This is a messenger RNA of Drosophila sulfurigaster albostrigata, 1109 nucleotides long. RefSeq lists its product as uncharacterized. The record is from RefSeq and is a predicted model, not a curated record. The coding region runs from base 84 to 773 and encodes 229 amino acids. Lineage: Eukaryota; Metazoa; Arthropoda; Insecta; Diptera; Drosophilidae. The transcript has 2 exons.
CGGCAGCUGGUCAGUUAAUAAAGUGUUCGCGGUUGAGUCUAACGACUAACGAAUUAUCUAAUAUAUCUGUCAUAAUUAUCAACAUGAGGGCGAGUCCGAUUCUGGGUUUGUUGAUCUGCAUUGCGAUCAUCGUGAAUGUGGCUGAGGCGAAGCCAAUCUUCAUAAAGGUUUUUGCGCCAAGUAGUGGCUACUCCUAUCAAGCAGCCCCAGCUCCCACACUCUCUCCUGCGGGCUCCCAAUUGAUCUCGAGUAUAAUCACUCAGAAGCUGAAUCUUCUGGACAGUUUCCUGCGGGCAAAGUCAUCUUUCGGCAGCUUUGGCAUCACUAAAACCUUCAGCUUCUCGGGUCCAACCACCACGACGACGGAGAAGACCGUCACGGAGCAGACCACAGAGGUAAACACUGAUUAUAUACCAGAUGUUAGCUCCAGCACUCAAUCUGUGCCCACCACAACAACAACAGAAGACGACCUUAAAACGCCGCAGCCUACAGUACAUCCCCUCAAGCCAGUCACAACCACGUCCACGCCAGUGAUUCCCCCCGUGGUGACCAAGAGCACCACGACAACUACUGAGGCUUACAGCGUGGAGACAACAACCUCUGGAUACACUUACUCAACGCCAUCAACCGAUGGAUACACCUAUGGAACUUCUUCAACCGAGGAUCACUCGUUGGUGACUUCAACAGAUGGCACACAUGGAUACUCAUACCAGACCCCCACCCGCAACCCCAGUAGCAACACCAUCAGCCCUUAUUACUUGCCCUCUUCUUAAAUCAAAUUAACUUUAAUUACUAACAUAUCUGUAGGUAGACAAGUCUAAGCUUUCGAAACUCUAAACUCUGUGAAUAAUAUUGCUGAUAAUUAUUUACUAGUAGAAUACACAAUUCUUGUUCUAUUUCGUUGCUGGAGAUCGGUUCGUGUUUUGCGCCUCAUGCGGAAGUGAAUUGAUUCGAGUUCCCGCACAUUGCUCCUAUCACAAUGGACUCUUCUCUUUAGCCAAUUAGCAUAGAAACCAGUUUUAGUUUCUAUUUCGGGUUUAGUUUCGGUUUCAGUUUCAGUUAACCGCAAAAAGAUGAAAGAUUAACUAAGUAAAUACAGACACAAAUUG